Solanum dulcamara is the source of this 1665-nucleotide messenger RNA. RefSeq names its product probable glucan endo-1,3-beta-glucosidase A6. The coding region runs from base 29 to 1441 and encodes 470 amino acids. Gene Ontology annotation, molecular function: hydrolase activity, hydrolyzing O-glycosyl compounds. Gene Ontology annotation, cellular component: plasma membrane. Lineage: Eukaryota; Viridiplantae; Streptophyta; Magnoliopsida; Solanales; Solanaceae. The transcript is spliced from 3 exons. Gene Ontology annotation, biological process: carbohydrate metabolic process. The record is from RefSeq and is a predicted model, not a curated record.
UGAAAUUUUUUGGUAUUUUGGUUAUAAGAUGUUCAAAGAGAAACUCAUGGUGGAAGUCAUUUUUGCUAUUGCUUUCCUUUCUUUUCUUGUUUUCUCAAAUGUAUCAACAGCAUACAUAAUUGGAGUAAAUUAUGGAAGGGUAGGAAACAAUUUGCCAUCUCCAUAUGAAUCAAUAGAACUAUUGAAAUCCAUGAAAGCUGGUAGAGUAAAACUCUAUGAUGCAAAUCCAGAAAUACUUAGAUUAUUAUCAGGUACAAAUCUUCAUGUCUCAAUCAUGGUACCAAAUAAUCAAAUCUCAAUUGUAGCUGCAAAUCAAUCAGCUGCAAAUCAAUGGGUACGCGACAAUGUUCUUCCUUACUAUUCAAACACGAUGAUUCGAUACAUUUUAGUAGGAAAUGAAGUCCUAAGUAACAAGGAUGAUCAAGGUUUAUGGUAUGAUCUUGUACCAGCCAUGAGAAAUAUCAAGAAUUCGAUCUAUGAACAUAACAUUCACAACAUAAAAAUUGGUACUCCUUUAGCUAUGGACAUAUUGGAAACCUCAUUUCCACCUUCAAGUGGUGAAUUUAGGUUAGAUCUUUCAAGAAACAAUUUAUUGAUGCCUUUGUUGAGGUUCUUGAAUUGGACAAAAUCAUACUUUUUUCUUGAUGUCUACCCUUAUUUCUCAUGGUCCCAAAAUCUAUCUUCACUAAGUCUUGAUUUUGCACUAUUUCAAGGAGGUCACAUCUAUGUUGACCCUGUGAGUGGCUAUGUUUACACAAACCUAUUGGAUCAAAUGCUUGAUUCAGUCGUUUUCGCCAUGCAAAAAUUAGGGUUUCACAACAUCCGACUGGCAAUAGCAGAAACAGGAUGGCCUAAUGGAGGCGACUACGAUGAAAUUGGAGCUAAUAUCUAUAAUGCAGCUACAUACAAUCGAAAUCUAAUACGUAGAAUCAUGUCACAACCACCUAUUGGGACACCAGCUCGUCCAGGGUUAACAAUACCUACGUUUAUUUUUUCUCUCUACGAUGAAAAUCAGAAGAGGGGUCCGGGUACGGAGAGACACUGGGGUAUGUUAUACCCUAAUGGUAGUCCAAUUUAUGAUAUCGACUUGACAGGACAAUUUCCAGAUUCUGAAUUUACAAGUUUACCACAACCAACAAAUAAUGAACCAUUUCAUGGAAAGUUGUGGUGUGUGGUGACAAAUGAUACUAUCAUGAAUGAAAUGGAUUUAGAACAAGCUUUGGAAUUUGCAUGUAGGAGAAAUGAGACUUGUGAUGAAAUUUCUCCUGGAAAAUCAUGUUAUCAACCUGUCUCUAUUGUGUCUCAUGCAAAUUAUGCAUUUAGUUCAUAUUGGGCCAAGUUUAGGGGAGAUGGUGAAACUUGUGAUUUCAAUGGGCUUGCUGUUCAAACUACUGUUGACCCAAGUCAUGGAUCAUGCAAAUUCCCUUAUGUUUCUCUUUAGAAACAGUCUAUCUUAAUUACAUCUUAGAAGUGGAAUCUUUAUUAAUUAGGAGGAUUGAAAUUUUGUAAUAAACUUUAUGUUAUUUUAUUAGAGAGUUACUUUAAAUUUUAGAUCUGUCUCGACUUAAAAUUCAAACUCUUCACUACUAAUAUCUAGUUAACUUUGUGUAUUCCCUUGAUAACUUUGUAGUUUGGAACCCUUCAAAUUUUAAAUAAAAAAUUACA